UUGAAGGCAAACUUUGUAUCGCUCCCCAAGAAAUAUUCAUUUGACUUUCUAAUGUUUUGCUUGCGAAAUCCUCGCCCAUGCCCCCUGUUGGCCGUACUUUCGUUCUCUUGCAUUGAAAUAGCUAGAGACGCCAACAUCUGCACUGUGAGUCUUGCUGACAUCCCGUUGUAUCGUGUCUUCAAGGACGGGAAGAUGACGGAGCAAGAGAGCAUCGAAGAAUAUCAAGAGAACAAGCUGGUGUCGUUCCUACUUGGAUGCUCCUUCUCAUGGGAGGGGAUGCUCACGGAGGCAGGAACGACUCUGAGCAUUUCUUCCCAUCGCAACGUCCCCAUGUACAUAACCAACAUCCCAAACCGUACAUCCGGGCCUUUCGGAGGCUUCUUAGUUGUGAGCAUGCGGCCGUAUCGCCCGGAACAAGUACCACAAGUAGCUGCCAUCACGAGCAGGUUCCCAGGUGCUCAUGGCGGCCCGAUCCACUCCGGUGACCCGGACAAGAUCGGCAUUUCUCCCGACCGUCUCGGCCAGCCUGACUUUGGCGAUGCCGUGACAAUCCGAGACGGGGAGCUGCCAGUAUUCUGGGCAUGCGGCGUCACCCCGCAGACUGCAAUCAUGGCGGCCGCCCUCCCGCUCGUCAUCACACACUCGCCCGGACACAUGUUCGUGACGGACAUCCUCAUCGAGGAGAUGGAUAUUCAACAGUGUAGCACAUAA
Messenger RNA from Guillardia theta CCMP2712, 711 nucleotides. RefSeq lists its product as hypothetical. The annotation marks the transcript as partial. Gene Ontology annotation, biological process: glutamate metabolic process. NCBI's taxonomy places the organism in Eukaryota, Cryptophyceae, Pyrenomonadales, Geminigeraceae. The record is from RefSeq and is a predicted model, not a curated record. Gene Ontology annotation, molecular function: D-glutamate cyclase activity. The transcript has 8 exons.